This is a messenger RNA of Zasmidium cellare ATCC 36951, 2412 nucleotides long. RefSeq lists its product as uncharacterized. The record is from RefSeq and is a predicted model, not a curated record. The transcript has a single exon. Lineage: Eukaryota; Fungi; Ascomycota; Dothideomycetes; Mycosphaerellales; Mycosphaerellaceae. Bases 1 to 2412 code for a protein of 803 amino acids.
AUGUUUCGCUCCCUUGCCCACCUCGUCGAGGACGACGAGCGCUUGAACGUCCAAGGCGUCACGGAUAUCGCGAAGAAAAUGACCGCCGUCGCGACCUUCAUCACGAACGAGUACUGCACCGGCCUGCAAGCCCUCAGCCUGCCCACGCAAAAACUCUUCCACGACCUUGUCGAUCGCCUGCUCAACUAUGGCUGGCCGUUGGUUUCCCCCGGUUCGUCGCACAAACUGGAUCUCCCUGGGGAGAAGAAUGUGCUGGAGCCGAAGGAUGCUUUCAGGGCGAUGGAGAAGUUGGCGGGGUUUUUUGAUCGUCGGGCGAGGUCGUUUCGCGAGGUUAGGCUGGAUGUGCUGAGGGAGGUUAGGCUGUCGAGGGAUUUGAGGUUUGCGGCGAGGUAUACGGAGGCUUUGGUGGCGGGUUUGGAUGGGGUUGGGGAGGUUGAAGCCGUCGGGGAAGGUGGACACUCUGAGCAGGCUGAAGACUCUGAGCAGGUCGAACGCACGAGUGAAGAGACUGCGACGGAGGAUUCGAAUGACAAGCCGUUGGAAUCUCAGGAGGUCCCAGAGGGAGAGACCGAAGAACGCCCUUCAACAACACAUCAUCAUGCCGGCGAGCACACAGCUCCAGCUUCAGAGACAGAGCUUCGACCGGUGUCGAAAGGCCUCUCCUUCAAGGGACCCUAUGUGGUUGAGAACGUGGCGUGGCAGCCAGCACUCGCUAGUGUCCAGGAAGAUGAGCUCUCGACAGUCUCUUCGUCGCUGGAAUCGAGGGCUCAGGCCGCGACAAAAGACGACGUGGAAGCACAUAAAGCACCAGCCUUGGGAGACUGCCCUGAUGCAGUCGAAGUCCCGCGAGAGCUGAAAGGACGCCGCCUCACAAGCCGCUGCUGGUUCGAAACCAACCCCAAAUUCGCAGACCUUAUCGGCGAAAUCAAGCAGUGGAAAGACGACGCCCCAAACUACGACUUCACGACAAUCCGCGGACGCGGCGACCUCGAGAACCUCGUGCACCAUUUCUGCGACGCCACGCCCCUGGGGAUCUCUGCUUUGUUCAUCAUCAAGUGCGAGCACCCCUUGGAUCCGGCGAUUGUGGGCCAUUUGGAUAUGGAUAUUUUGAGGUUUGUGAGGUUGCUGCUUUGGGAUUGGACGAAUGGGCGUGCGGAGAGGAGGGCGGAGCGGGAGAGUCUUGAGGUUGUGAGGAGGGAGAUUCGGGUUAGGAAGGGGGAGAUUGCUGGGGAGGAGGCGCGGGCGGGUGAUCUUCAGCCUCGGGGUGAUUUGGGUGGGGAGGUCCUGUUUGACUACGAUGAGGCCGAUGGCAGAUCUGAGGCUCCGGCGGAUAUUGAGGAGGAGCAGGAACCAGCUCCUCUUCGGCCUCAGAUUGACCUGGGAGGUGAACAGCCUGUCAAAGAGGCUUCACCAAGCAAUCAUGAACCCGAAUCCUCUUUUGAGGCUCCAGCAAACAUCGAGGACGAGCAGCAACCAGUCGACCUGCAGGCAUAUGCCACGAACGAGGAUUCGACAGAGGAAGGUCUGGAUCUUUCCGCCGCCUGGCUCAACGAAAGCGACUAUGCCCCUGAUCAGGAUUGUUCAUCUAUCAGAGAGGCAACCGUGCAGCCUAUGAUUCCCGUCACGCUGCCGACUGAAUGUGCAGUCCGUAUUCCGGAGUCAUUCAAGACUGUGAAACCGACCACCAGCCGUGAGAGCGACGACUUCACUACACUGCUUCGACGAUCGACACUCGCAGCGCUCGGGGUCUCAACGGGCUCCACACAGCCUCUGGCAACGGUGUCUCCCAAAAUCGUAUCCUUGGUAGAGACCGAGCGCAACGCCAGGCUCGAGUGGGAGAAUGCCAUCUUGAGGGAGCAGAUAUCAGAACUGCAGCAGCAACUCGAAUCCCUGAGACCACUCGAUGCCCCCGAGAAAGGCUGCCGAACCGAUGACUGCCAUGCCCACCCGUUACAGCACCUCGUAGGCCAGCGGGAACGCAACGAAAGCCCUUCGAUGGACGCUGAAGUCGACAGCAACAGCGAUGAUCGUCUGGACUCCGACGAGGAUCUGAAGCGCUACAGCCGCAACGACUUCAUGUCCAUGCUCGAGUUUCUGAACAGCGAGCCUCCGCCCAGCCCAUCCCGCAGAGCAAGCAGGAGUUCCGGUGACGGAUCGACGAGCCGGUGGGCGCACUCCUUCAGCGAUAUGAUGAGUAAGAUCAAGAGGCCUGGCCGAGCUUCGAGGAACCACUCGACUGUGUAUGAAGGCGAGUAUGGCGCGCCAGAUGCGUAUGUGCCUACCCGGGCCUUGAAGUCUUCGAGAGGUAGGAGCCGAAUCCAGCCUCCUGGAAGGGAGGCCAAUGGCGGUGGAGACCCGCUGAACUCGGAACAUGUCUCGCAGCAGCCUGGGUCGUCGAUGAAGACAGUUUGA